CUUGCAUGCCAAGAGGCAAGCGAGUGAGUCCCUGCUGUGAGUUCAGAGCCACGUCAGAGCAUUGCGAUCAGUACGGUUCUCCCUUCCAGACAGCCGUUCGUUCGCUGGCAUUUGAGCUGGGAGUUAAAUGAAAAGUCACAUUAAUAAGAGACAAGACACAGAGAUUCUUGGAGCCGUGUGACACGAGGAUAAAAAAAGAACAAAUGCUGCAAGCUUUAUUGUUCCAUCUCAUCUGUGCGAAAGAAAGCGAUCCGGUACAGCCAGACAAGUUCAUCAUCGUUGUAUCCAUGUGUCGACUCUGACCAAAACGGGGAAUAAGGCAUUACCGAAACCGUUUGCCGAAGAAGAGGCUGAAACAAGCUUUCAAAGUUAUUUCAAGAUAGCGGAAAGAAAGAAAAACAUCAAACGCUGGGAAAGAAAACGAAGGAAAAAAAACUCCCUCUAGAAAUUGCCAGCGCUGAGAGGAGAAACAUUUUUUUUUUCACUGCUUUUAUUUUAAUCACAGGGAUAGUAGUAAGAGGUAGAGACUGACAGCAAGCAGGAGAGUGAGAGAGAGGGAAAGAGAGAGAGAGAGAAGGGGAGAGGAAGGGAGAGAGAAAGGGUUUGCACUGGGGAUUAACGACAGGAGGUGAAGGCAGGUUUCUGGCAAAGAAAAUUAAUAAUAAGCAAAGGAUUGCAUGACCCCCCUCUCUGGAUUGUCUCCCCGCCUCCAUAACUGGACUACAGCAGAUCGUGGAGUAAAAAGGAUAGAUCACUCACACAAAAGGGAAACACAAACACAUAGCCCUACUGAGGGAUUCAGAGACCAUUUACAGACAAAGCAAGAGGAGACAGCACACUAGGAGCCUGAGGAAAGAUUUCUAGAAUUAUUCAUUUUUUAAACCAAUAUAUCAUCUAUCUGUUUUUUGGUUUUUUUUAUCCUGAUUGGUUUCAUUUGUUUCUAUCCUGGCUUUUGGAAUUUCACAGAAGAGUGGGAAAUUCUUGAAUAGAUAUCUGUUUCUGCCUAUUUCAUUCAUCAGUCUGAGGAAUCCGAGGAUUUUAAAAGGGUUUGGAGGGGAAAAACACUCACUUUUUACAUAUCUGAGCAUACACAUUCGCCUCAAGAUGAGAGGGAAAGGUAGGAAACAGAAUCUUUCCGAUUCAAGGGAUCUGGACGGAUCGUACGAUCAACUCACAGGCAACCUUCCCAGUCAAAAUAAAAAAGCUUUUAAACAACGUAUCCUCAAACUCUUGCCUUGCUGCGGUCCUAGGUCCACCCCCUCAGUCAGUGAAAAUAGCGUGGAAGAUGAAUUUGAGCUGUCUACGGUAUGUCAUCGUCCUGAGGGAUUGGAGCAGCUGCAAGAACAAACCAAAUUCACAAAAAAGGAACUGCAGGUUCUCUAUCGAGGCUUUAAAAAUGAAUGUCCAAGUGGCAUUGUUAAUGAAGAUAAUUUCAAACAGAUUUAUUCCCAGUUUUUCCCACAAGGAGACUCCAGCAUGUAUGCACAUUUUCUAUUCAAUGCAUUUGACAUUGACCACAAUGGUUCUGUCAGUUUUGAGGAUUUUGUAGCAGGGUUAUCUGUGAUUCUUCGAGGCAGUAUAGACGACAAACUGAACUGGGCAUUCAACUUAUAUGACUUAAACAAAGAUGGCUGCAUCACUAAAGAGGAAAUGAUGGACAUAAUGAAAUCAAUUUAUGACAUGAUGGGCAAAUAUACUUACCCAAACAUGCCAGAAGAUGCCCCAAAGGAACAUGUAGAGAACUUUUUUCAGAAAAUGGAUAGAAAUAAGGACGGAGUAGUUACAAUUGAGGAGUUCAUUGAAUCUUGUCAGAAGGAUGAAAAUAUUAUGAGAUCAAUGCAACUAUUUGACAAUGUAAUUUAAAGACAGUUUCACCAACAAGCUUCCUUGAAAAAAAAAAAUACACUUUGAAAUAGACCUUUCUUCUGGCUGCACAAAUACAGAAUCCUUGGUUCAAAGCAAAAUAAAAUGCAAUGAUAAUAUCUGAAUAGAUUUCUGGAUGUUGUAAAAUAAAAAAAAAUAAAAAAAAAAAAAAUAUAAAGACUCCCCUCCCCAAAACUUGAGUAAUUAGCAAUUUUCCACUAACUCUUAUCAGCCUACAUUAGGAUUGUGUUCUCGAAAAUUUACGAGCUGAAGAAUGGACUUUUUCAUGGUAUGAAUUGGUGAUGAUGAUCAUCGUUGGAGAACUUGAGAAAACUAUUUAGCCUUCUACAGCCCGCAACUGACUAUUUGCUAAAGUCCAAAAACCAUAAAAUAAAAAAAAUAGGAGAACGUACAUCAAUGUUUAUUUUUACAAGUUAGCUUAAGAAAACUUUGAGUAUUAUUUCUUUAUUAUCGAUUCACCUCAUUUCAUCGGCAACUAGCAAGUAUUGUGAUCAAACAGUGUGCAGCAGUUUGUGAUCUAUCUCUGUAGGGUAUAUCAAAGAGUAUUACUUUCUUCUAAAUACCUCAACUCAACGACUAGGCUCCACUUACCAAUAACUAGUGAAAUUCUUUCGUGAUCCAUUCACAAAACCAUAGUGGUUUAUAGAUUUUUUUUGGGGGGUGAAAUGUAUUAUUUUGCAUAUUUAUAGAUAUAUUGUAGUUUAAAUUUUCCUUUUAAUUUAUAUUUAACUGUGUAGUUGCAUUUUAUCUGUUACUUGUUUUGAAAUUAACCUUUUUUUAAAAAAACAAAAACAAAUAAUGUUUUAAGUUUUAAAAUGUCGUCUAUUGUCUAGAAAUUUAUUUGAAAAGACGGCUGUUGCUCUGGGGUAUGUUUUGCUUUUUAUUAUGACAUUACAGCAUGAUGUUGAUUUUGCUUAACAGAUAUUGAAGUGAUUAGAGAAUGCAUAACUAUCAACUACCAAUUUAAUGGAGAUAACUAACUUAGGCAAUGAGGAAUUGAGAUAACAACAAAAUGGGCCUGGAAUUUUACAUCAUAAAAUUUGUCAGAGUUUAGUUUUUGUUUUAUGCUUGUUUGUUUAUUUUCUUUUAUGUUUUUUUUAAGAUAGAAAAAUUACAAACAAGCCCAGAUUUUGACUCUAAAUUGUUUUGUAGCAAGUUUGCACCUGAUAUAAUAAUGCAUAGCAUGACUUCUAAAGGAAUCAUAUCAGAUAGUGGUAUUAUUUGUUGAGCUAUAAGUGGAAAAAACAAAAAAACAAAAAAAACUGCUCAUUGUAUUUUUAAAAUAAUACAUUAAUACAGGAAUGGGGACAGCUAUAUGUGAUUAACAGCUUUAAACCUGUCGACAUUGUAUGUACUGUAUUCCAAACAACAAUAUAACAAAUGUGAAUAUCAGAUUAUCAUGACACAUUUGCAGGAUUAUUUCUGAUAUAGGGAAUUGUCAGGAUGUGUGCAGGGAAUUGUACGUUUAUGUUCAAAAUGUGGGCUGGAACAUUAAACAACUAGAACCUUUUUCAUUGAGGCAAUUUUAGUCUAAAAUGUGAAAUACCCAUGUCUGUUGCUGACAAUUGCCAAUUUAGUAAAUAACCCUGCAAGUACUUUAAAGCAAUACCUGGGAUGUUUAUAUUUAGUAUGUCUCCGACUUCACAUAAGGUUAAGGAACCGAAGUCCCAGAAGUGAAGCAGAAAAUGUUCGGAUUACAUUUUCGAUUCAACUAUGAGAGAUGCUAAAGGCAUUUCAGAUACUGUUUGACCCUCUAACUGUGGGUACAAUAAUGCCCUCUUUGUAAGGGAGAAUAUGCUUAAACUUAGUAUUUAAUGUAGUAAGGAGCAUGCCUAAACACAUCAUUUAUUGCAAUGAAUUUUCUUAUCGCUAUCCAUUUGAAUCUUUGUAUCUCAGAGAGAGAUACAGCACUGUCUUCUGGCCCUUAAAAGUUUAAAUAUAAUUGCUAUUUUUGCAAAAGGUUUACUUUUAAAAGGCACACUAAACACCAUAACCACUACAGCCCGCUGUAGUGGUUAUGUCUCUUCAGUUGACACUGUCAGCUAAUAAGUGACAUAUAAAUAUGUCAAAUAAAUGUAUCUGUAAUGCAUACGUGUAACUGCCUCAUUAGUAAUACAAGUCAGAACCUGUUCUACAGAUCCGUGAGGAACCCUUAGUUUAUGUCAAAAUUGAUUUUACACAGAACCAGGAGGCAGCGCUUACAGCCUACUAGCUCCUUAAAGAACAGGCAGUGGUUAUGGUGCUUGGAAUGCUCCUUUUAGAAUGUAACAAUUUAAUGCGUAGAGAAACAUUGCUAUAGGACAGCAGGAAUUUCUUUUGGGAUAUAACAUCCGGGCAGGUUUAGAAUAUUUGAAGCUGGAAGGGGCAGAAUCCUAAUAUCAGUUUUAAACUGAUAGAGUAUGGACUCUGGUAAAGAACAGUAAUUACUUCUGCAUUGCAGGUCAACCUAGGUGAGGGGAGCAGUCCAGCCUCAAGAACAUUUAAUGAAGAAUUCUUAUGAAAACACAUUGUGCAUGAUUGUAUGUCACACUUACUGUAUCUAUGCAAACUGCAGUGUUGUUUUUACAAUAUAUCCUCCCUUAAAG
Pelobates fuscus (common spadefoot toad) is the source of this 4469-nucleotide messenger RNA. It is a transcript of the gene KCNIP2, whose product is annotated as potassium voltage-gated channel interacting protein 2. Gene Ontology annotation, cellular component: voltage-gated potassium channel complex. The record is from RefSeq and is a predicted model, not a curated record. Gene Ontology annotation, molecular function: calcium ion binding; potassium channel regulator activity. The coding region runs from base 1105 to 1863 and encodes 252 amino acids. The transcript has 9 exons. Gene Ontology annotation, biological process: regulation of potassium ion transmembrane transport. Lineage: Eukaryota; Metazoa; Chordata; Amphibia; Anura; Pelobatidae.